Molecule: messenger RNA, 1008 nt
Organism: Terrapene triunguis (Three-toed box turtle)
Lineage: Eukaryota; Metazoa; Chordata; Testudines; Emydidae
Product: zinc finger protein 3-like
Exons: 1
Source: RefSeq, a predicted model, not a curated record
UGAGCUCUGUGAGUCCCCAGCAGAUAUCAUUCAUGUCUUCCUACAGAUCAUGACUGACACCUGGCAUUAGUUCUCCUUUCCUACUGAGUGUUUGGAUGGGAUGUGGAGGCAAAAUUCAUCCCCUCCCCUCUCCCCUACCCUUUUUAUUUUUAUUUUCUGUCUCUCCAAUACUUAUUUUAGUUUGCUCUCUGCCCUUCCAUCCCUAAUUCUGAGAUUUCUUUUCUAUUCUAGCAGGUUAUGGGAUGGUGGACAAGAACAAAGUGCAGAAUCCUCAGCAGGAAGAUGCUGAGCAAGUGGAAGCAUGUGGGGCACUAUCACAAAGAUCCAAAGGUAAUGUGUCCAGUAGUCAUGAAUGCGAGAAAGCCUGUGAAAGUCACCACAGGCCAGAGAGAUAUCAGGGAAACCAGACACAGGAGAAAGUGGAUGAACCCAUUAAUUUUCAAGGAACUCACAGGGAACUCAAAGAAACCACAUCCCAGGCAAAAAUCCUCAGGGUAGAGAGAGAGAAUACAUGCAGCGAGUGUGGGAAAAACUUCAGAUACUGUUCAGCCCUCAUUCGACAUAAGAUCAUGCACACAAAAGACAGACCCUAUGAAUGCUUCACUCAGAGCACAUUCCUUAUUAUGCAUCAGAAAAUACACAGAGGAGAGAAACCCUAUCAAUGCUAUGAGUGUGGGAAAAACUUCACUAACAGCUCAGCACUUAUAACCCAUCAGAGAAUCCACACAGGUGAGAAACCCUAUCAAUGCAGUGACUGUGGGAAAAGGUUCUCUCGGCGCUCAGUGCUUAUUAUCCACCAGAGAAUCCACACAGGUGAGAAACCCUAUCAGUGCUGUAUAUGUGGGAAAAGCUUCACUAACAGCUCAACGCUUAUUACUCAUCAGAGAAUACACACAGGUGAGAAACCCUAUAAAUGCUGUGAAUGUGGGAAAAGCUUCAUUCGUAGCUCACACCUUGCUAUACAUCAGAAAAUCCACAUGAAAGAGAGACCCUAUGAAUGCAGUGACU